CGACCGGAGAUGUUUCUCGGUUCACAGGAGUUCUGUUUCGGCAGCCUGGCGCCCUCCCUCGUGACAAUGGCGUCAGGUCCUAUUUUGAAUCAACAACAGAAGGCGCUGGCACCGAUCGGUCUGUCAAUGGCGGACAUCCAUCUCGUGCCGGGAACCACGACCACGGUUGUCAACCCAGACAACGUCGACUCCGCCGGACAGGGUGUGGAAUUACUGCACAACAGUUCCCCAGCCCUCUGCCUGGGCAACCUGCUCGGUUUUCAGGCUGUGCCACCGCUGGGCAGUUUUCUCACCCUGGCAGCAAAAGGAUUCAAACUGAAGGCGCGAUUAGACACACCGCCGUCGGCUAAUCCGAUAGCAUCUCGCGUUCUUCAUGUUCGCCGACUACCGCCAGAUGUGUCCGAGAUGGACGUAGCAAAGUUUGCCAUGCCUUUCGGCGCCAUAUUAAACCUCGUACUUACGAAGAAAUCCGGCCAGGCCCUAAUCGAAAUGACCUCGAGCGCAGUCUCCAGCGAAAUGAUAGAAUAUUACUCUCGGCAUCCGCUGACCUUGCGUGGAUGUGGACCAAUCGUCUUUCAGUAUUCCAGAUAUCAGGAACUUGAAAUAGUUGGUAUCAGCAGACCUGUCUCGGAAGCGGUCAACGUUGGAAACGAACAUGUUAGACGAUAUAUUGACGGUGUUGUCACUCGACCCCGCGUUAUUCGCGCCUACCUGGAGUCCACCAACUCACAACAACUGACUUAUAUGGAGUACUUUCAAGCUCAGUCCGAGGGUUCUUUUGAGUAA
Molecule: messenger RNA, 786 nt
Organism: Dibothriocephalus latus
Lineage: Eukaryota; Metazoa; Platyhelminthes; Cestoda; Diphyllobothriidea; Diphyllobothriidae
Source: the annotation of a GenBank genome assembly